AUGCGUAUCUCUCAAGGUUUAGUGCUGCUCGCGGUUUCCUUCCUUGUUACGUGCGAGGCUCUCUCCUCCGCCCCGGACUCCAACGAGGCCAAGAUCUCCAAAGUGGCUUCGCUCGUAGUUCCCAGUCAGCGACUCCUGAAGACCCACCGCCAGCCUGUCGACGAUGAAGAGGACUCGUCGGAGGAAGAAAGAGUCCUCACGAUCGAGCAAAUCAAGGCGAUAUGUAAGUAG
This is a messenger RNA of Phytophthora sojae, 231 nucleotides long. RefSeq lists its product as hypothetical. Bases 1 to 231 code for a protein of 76 amino acids. The transcript has a single exon. NCBI's taxonomy places the organism in Eukaryota, Oomycota, Peronosporomycetes, Peronosporales, Peronosporaceae. The record is from RefSeq and is a predicted model, not a curated record.